Molecule: messenger RNA, 1218 nt
Organism: Amphibalanus amphitrite
Lineage: Eukaryota; Metazoa; Arthropoda; Thecostraca; Balanomorpha; Balanidae
Product: PCNA-associated factor-like
Exons: 5
Coding region: 138-509 (123 amino acids)
Biological process (GO): translesion synthesis; regulation of cell cycle
Cellular component (GO): nucleus
Molecular function (GO): chromatin binding
Source: RefSeq, a predicted model, not a curated record
UAGCAAGAACUUGGCGCGACUUUCAAUCUGCCAGACCGGUUUGUGGCGCGAAAACAGUCAUUUCUGCGCCAGGGCCGUGUCGGGUUGGGAGAGCCUGCUGUGGCUUUGUAUUGGUCAGGUGUAAACCAACUUUUGUAAUGGUGCGUACCAAGGCAGAUGGCAUCAAAGCCACUGGAGCAAAAGCUCCUCGUAAAGUAGCAGUCUCAUCACCAAGGGGUGCUUCAAUGAAAGGGAAAGAGCGAGCCGGUGGUGGCAGCGGCGGCGGAAACUCGUACCACCCGCAGCCGAUACCUUCCUGGCAGCGUCCCGUGGCCGGCUUCUUCACAGCCGUGCCACGUGCCGCUAGCGGGGCCGGCGGCUCGUCCGAGGGCUCCUCAUCUGGUGGUUCAUCAGAGGUCGUGGACCAGCCUGUCGAGCGGUCACAGUCGCCGGAGGUGGUAGAAGAGGCGGCUUGUGGCAGCACAGAUAACUUUUCCAACAAUGGCCUGAUAUCUGACGACGACGAGUAACCUCUGUCGCGAUGCUGGUGAGGACCUGUCCCAUGAUGGCGACAGCCAACAUUACGUGCCUAUGACGAGCCGAAAGUGUUACUGAUCGUGUGUUUCGUUUGCUUGUGUAGUCUGAGGUCGAGUGGUCUGAAACGUUUUGCAUCCAUUGGUUUGUUACUUGUUAGGUUUCAUUGCAACGAACUUAGUGUAAGUAUUGUAUUUCGAACAUGCACAUUAUUUUGCAGUUGCUGAUCGCAUGCUAGUUUGUCUCGAGUGUACCGAGUGAUUUGUGUAGUGAACCUGUGAACUGUAUUUCGUGUGUGUGUAUAUACCAGUUGUGUGAUGCCGUUUGGAGUGCCGUUACCGGCCUCACUCCGAGCCAACACUACCGGCGCGUGAUUUACCGUCAGCGCAGCCACGACCAGCCCCUCACUGCCAGUGCCAGAGGCGGAACUGCUCCCCUCGCCUGUGAUUCUGAGCCCCAGGCACGACUCAGCCUUAGUUUUAAUGCACACAUGGUUGCCAUGGACCAGUGAAAUGUGUCUCGUGUAGUUCCACAUACCUGUUGUGGAGCUCUGGGUUAUUAAAGUGGGAUAAUGGGUAGUAAGUUGAUGACUCGAGGUCUGUUAGUUUUAGUUCGACCUGUCCCACUUUAAGCUCUGCACAAGUGUACUUUGAAGCUGUAGUGUCAAUGAUGUAAGGAACAUUUUUAAUAAACAGUAUUUUAUUA